Molecule: messenger RNA, 379 nt
Organism: Staurois parvus
Lineage: Eukaryota; Metazoa; Chordata; Amphibia; Anura; Ranidae
Source: the annotation of a GenBank genome assembly
UGUACACUGAUCAUCAGGGCACCACUGAUCAUCAGCAGUGACACCUGUCAGUGUCCAUCAGUGCCAGAUGUCAGUGCUGAACAGUGCCACGUAUCAGUGCCACAUCAAUGCCACAUAUCAGUGCCCAUCUGAGCUGCCUUUUAGUGUCACCCAUCAGUGCCAUCAGUGCCGCCUAACAAUGCCAGUCAGUGCCGCCUGUCAGUGCCGCCUAUUAGUGCCAGUCAGUGCUGCCCUUCAGUGCCCAUCAGUGAUGCCUGUCAAUGCCCAUCAGUGCCACCUACCAGUGCCUCCUCAUCAGUGCCCAUCAGUGCCACCUAUCAGUGUCCAUCAGUGCAGCCUAUCAGUGCCCAUCAGUGCAGCCUCAUUAGCGGACAUCAGU